AGCGAUCCGUUUCUUUUUCAUCUAUGAAAAACCUAACAUAACGACAAUACAAUCCUAUUCCUGUAUUAUAUAUUUGAUAUAAUUUCGAGGAAUUAGUUAGCCCGACUAGUUGUAUCGUCUAAGUACUGCUUUAGGGCGAAGGUGUAUGGCGCGAAAACUGACAUUUGACACAUAACAUAAAAAUUUCUACUAUGAGUGAUUCCACUUAUAAACAUAAGUAUCAAAAAUACAAGCUACGAGUGAAAACAUGGGAGCGCGAUUUCAAGCGUAAAUUUUCACGAGUUCCGUCCAAGUAUGAUAUCCGUGAGGCGCCACAAGAAAUACGAGAUGCUUACAAAAUGUACUACAAAUUGAAAACCUCAUUUCUGGAGGAUACUUUGAAUGAUGUUUUUGAUGACGACGGAUUUAGUGUUCUUGAAAUUUCGCAGAGUCGAAGCGAAUUAGCAACAAAUGAUGAAAGUUCAAAAAUGUCCAGUAGCAUUGCCGCGCUAGUUGGUAGUGCAACAUCUUCAAAUAUGCUAGAAGAAAUAAAAACACCUAAAGAAACGAAAAGCAACAAAUACAAAGGCGUGACUUAUGCUGAUUUCGAAGAAAAAGUGGUCAGAGAAUUUGAUGCGGUAGAAUUUUGUGAAUUAAAUGAAAAAGCAUGGGGGCCCGAACAAAGUAUACAAAACUCAAUGCCUGAAAAAGAAGUUGAUGAAAGUCCCCGCGAACCAAGUGCUUUGACGAAGCCUUUCACAUCAAGCUUAUGUGCAAAACUUUUAAAGGCGUCAUCAUUCAGUAAACGCAAUCCAAGGAAGUCACUUUCUCGCGUUAAUUCGGGUAUAGGUACACCAAUAUCACGUCAGGAAUCUUUGUGUAAUACAUCGCAGCAAUCGGAAGUUUUACCCGAUUUAGAGACUAUAUUACUACAAAAAGCUAAGGAGCAACAAUCGUUGUCAGCCGUUGCUCUCAAUCCAUUAUUAGUAGGCAAGGACACCGCUACUCAACUAAAUAUAGAUGCCGGCUGGCUAAACCGUAAUACCAUCGAUGAGGGACUAGAAGGAGGUGUAGAAACGCAAUCAGUUAAAUCACUGACUCGACCUGCAACAACAGUGGAAAAGCGUUUUGGACUAAGCAAUAUCAAUGUGAAAACUGUGGUACCCUUGACCAAUAAUAAUAAUAUAAAACAUGAAGAAACGUUAAAAACAAAUGUCGUGGAAACCAAACCAGCAACUGCAAACAAAACACUCUUGGCGACAAGUGCGUUUGUUAAUGUAGAUGUUAAUGGCGACUCAGAUUCAGUUGUUUCUGAUAGCGGUGGUGAGGAUCAAGAACAAGCUUAUGUACACGUCGCCAAAAGACGCCGAGUGCUGAGAACAAUUGAAAAAAAUCAAACGAAUAAGAAAGGUGAUUUGCCAACGAUUAAGAACGAGAAAAACGAGCUGAAAGCAAUAGCAUUUCAGGAAGAAUCAGCUACGUCAGAAGUUCAACAAGAGAAGGUACAACUUUAUGAUUUCUCGGAUGACAAUGGUGACGCAGACUAUUCACCACCUAAAGCUAAGAAAGGAGCGCGCAAAACUGUUAAGCCUGCUAAAAAGACCGCCAAAACCAAGGAAACAAAACAAAAAACUAAAGAAAAUUCUAAAAAAACAAAAAUAAUGAAUUCCGUGAGAACAAGUAGGACUAGAGGUAAUAAUACCAAAAAAGGUGCACCCGAAGAUAAGAGCGACAUUACUGCCACGAACAUGGAGCAGGUAAGCGAAGAACCCGACGAAAAACCACCAGAAGCAGCUAUGUUGCGUUAUACAAUGCUGCUCGAGAGUGGUGAACUCACAAGUACGCCCCGUGUACCAAAUAGUGAGCUGGAGAAAGCCGACGAUGUAGCACAGCGGUAUAUAAAUAGCACACAUGUGGUAGUCGCCAAAGCGGAAACAGCAGCAACUAGUCAGAAAUCCACACAUUUACCAAUCAUUGAUGAGAAGCGUGCGACAGCACGAAAGAAGCUUGAAGAAAAAGUUGCAGCUGGUAAACUUAAUGAGAAUUAUGUAUCGAUAAAUCUGCAAAAGAAGAUAUAUGCACGCGGUAAACGAAAUGUUAAUUACUCUAAAUAUAAGAAAAAGAUGUGGCGCCACAAAAAGAAAAUUGCUGCACUCGCCGGUCCGGAUAUGGAUAUGGGCGGUUGUGAUGGUGGUGUACUAACGUGCUUCACUUGCGGGCAAGUGGGACAUUUCGCCGCACAAUGUAAGAUAAAGGGCGACGCAUUAUUGCCUCUAACAGCACAACUUGAGGAGGAUCCCUCACCAUUUCCAACGCUUGAAGAAGCUGAGCGUAUGGCUGCUCAGAGUGCUGUGGUGGCACAUAGUAGAAAUAUAUCGAAAUUACCAGCCGCAGCGAAUAGCGCAAUGUAUCAAAACAAUGAGGAGGAUACUGAACCGCAUAAGAAUUACGAGCAUGAUGACACAGUUAAUCAAGCGUCAAUUGCUGGUAGAGACAGUAAUGCUGAUGCCUCCGAAGGCGAUGAUGACUGCUCGGAAAAUGACGAUAAUGAAAAUAUGUAUUUUGAGAGCGAUGAAGAAUUUGAAAAUAUUAAUCUUGAUGAGGUGACCACAUCGGCUACACAAGAGUCACCGAUUAAAAAAUAUGUGGGUCAUAAAAUACCGGAAGAUUUUCUUAAAAAAGUCGGUCUACAUUCCAAUUCUGAAAAUGGCAAAACAUCUGAUACGAAAUUCGGUGGUAUUACACCCAUUUAUGAACUUGAUGCCGAUGAUAAUGUGCGCGAGGACAUACCCACCGAAGUUACAGAGGCGCUACGUAUGUUCGGGCAUACAAAUUUUCGAAAAGGUCAAGAGCGUGCAAUUAUGCGUAUAUUAUCUGGCGUGUCAACGUUGGUUACAUUAAGUACAGGCAGCGGUAAAUCAUUAUGUUACCAAUUACCUGCUUACCUAUACAGUCAUCGUAGGCGUGCAAUAACAUUAGUUAUAUCACCACUUGUAUCUCUUAUGGAGGAUCAGGUGACAGGCGUACCACAUUUUCUGCGCGCACAUUGUUUACACACCAAUCAAACGCCUCAACAGAGAAUCAAAGUAAUGGAAAUGAUAACGGCGGGUGAAGUAGAUAUUCUAUUGGUGUCACCGGAAGCUGUUGUGUCUGGUGAACGUUCGACAGGUUUUGGUGCUAUUCUGCGACAAUUGCCGCCAAUCGCUUUCGCUUGUAUUGACGAGGCGCAUUGUGUGUCUCAAUGGAGUCAUAAUUUCCGUCCAAGUUAUCUGAUGAUUUGUAAAGUGCUCAGAAAGAAUUUGGGCAUUCAAACGGUUUUGGGCUUGACCGCAACAGCAACUUUACCAACGCGUCUUAGUAUUAUCAGCCAUUUAGGAAUACCAGACGGCGAACGUGGUGUUAUCAGUGAUAUUCCCUUGCCAGAUAAUCUUCUAUUGUCUGUAUCAAAAGACGAAAACAAGGACGCUGCUUUAUUGGAAUUACUUUUAAGUGAUCGGUUUAGUGACUGCCAAUCCAUAAUCGUUUACUGUACACGUCGCGAUGAAUGCGAGCGUAUCGCUUCGUAUCUUCGCACUUGUAUGCAGGAUCAAUGUAACGAUAAAAAUGUAACGGAAAGCGGUAAGCGCAAACGAAAACGUACUAAUUGGGCGGCAGAACCGUAUCAUGCUGGCAUGCCGGCUUCACGUCGUCGCACAAUACAAAAUGCAUUCAUGCGUAAUGAGUUGCGCAUAGUUGUGGCCACCAUUGCUUUCGGUAUGGGCAUCAAUAAGUCCGACUUACGUGCUGUCAUCCAUUACAAUAUGCCUCGCAACUAUGAGAGUUAUGUACAGGAAAUCGGACGUGCCGGACGUGACGGCAAACCGGCACAAUGUCAUCUCUUUUUAGAUGCACGCGGUGGUGAUAAGUGUGAGCUACGUCGUCAUAUCUACUCGAAUUCGAUUGAUCGACAUGUGAUAAGAAAAUUAUUGCAACAUGUCUUUGUACCGUGCGCCUGUGCCAAGAAGGAGACAUCAGAGGCGCAAGUUUCGCGAGGGAAUAUGUUGAAAGCAACAAAUGCGGAGGAAAAUAAUCGCAUUUGUCCCGGCCAUGAAAUCGGUUUCUCCGUGCAACGUACAGUUGAGGUAUUGGAUAUACCAGAAGAAAAUAUAUCCACAUUGUUAUGUUAUUUAGAACUGGAUUCUCGUUGGAAUAUAAGUGUGCUCAGCAAUGCUUAUACUAUGGCCAAGAUCAUUUCAUACGGUGGUGCAAAGUACCUGAAACAUGCGGCCAAAGAAUGUCCACCUUUAGCUAUGGCAAUCGCUUUGGAAAUAAAACAAGAUAAAUUUAAGGAUGAUGCGAAUAUAAUUGAAUUUUCAGUGGUUGAUAUUGCUGCAGCGAUCGGUUGGAAUAGUGGCGUUGUAAAAUAUCAAUUGAAAAAUUUGGAGUGGAUUGAAGUCGAUGGAUAUCCGCGACGUUCCCCGAUUAAUGUAAAUUUCCACGACAUCGGUUUUCGUUUGAAGGCGCCGGGAGAUUUUAUACCCGAAGAAAUAGAUGAUGCUCUCGAUACACUCUAUAAUCGUACAGUCGAACAGGAGAGUACGCAAUUGAUACAGCUACAGUAUGUCUUUCAAGGUCUAUCUUUAGUCGCCUACAAUAAUUAUGUGCCGUGCAUGAGCGCUAACUAUGCUCCAGAUCGUUCCAAUCAACUUAAAGGAAUUAUACGCGAUUACUUUCUAAAUGAUUAUCCUAAAGAACUGAAACUAGAACCGGAUAAUUCCAAUAUGUCCGAUGGUGAUAUUGAACACGAUGUACUCACGCUCAUCAGCAUGUAUCCAGAUAAUAAUUUCAGCGGUCGGAAUAUUGCUCGCAUUUUCCAUGGCAUAACAAGUCCAAACUUUCCAGCUGUUAUAUGGGGCCGUUGUAAAUAUUGGAGAGCUCACUCAAAUAUUGAUUUUAAUCGCAUUUUAAAAUUGGCGAACGCCCUUAUUGUACGACGACGCAUUUAAUAAUUUUUUCUUUGCUUAGGGAAGAGGUCAGUCUAAUGUAUUGAGGCAAUUUUAGUUUUUAAAACUUAUGAUAGUUCCAAAACUUGCAUAUCCAUCAUAAAUUUAAAUUCAUUUAUUAUUGUAUGUUAUCCAUUUUAACUAUAUAACUUGUUCACAAACAGUUUUUAGCUUUAUCAAUUGCUUUUUAAUUUAAUACAUAAAUUAUUUUUAAUAUUGACAAAACUGAAAAGACUUCAAAUAGAAAUGCCUCUCAAAAUAGACUCCGUAUAAAAACGCUUUUUUAUAAUUGUCACAAGACAUAUUAGUUAAUAUAUAUAUACACUUUAAGCUUUACUAUGUAUUUAGGUAUUAUUUUUUUUUUUAUAAGAAUGUUUUUAAAUAAAGUUGACAAAAAAUAUUUUUACAUAUAUUUUAAUUUUGAGUAACUGGA
This is a messenger RNA of Bactrocera oleae (olive fruit fly), 5394 nucleotides long. NCBI's taxonomy places the organism in Eukaryota, Metazoa, Arthropoda, Insecta, Diptera, Tephritidae. The record is from RefSeq and is a predicted model, not a curated record.